Messenger RNA from Lucilia cuprina (Australian sheep blowfly), 1128 nucleotides. Its product is annotated as ATP synthase subunit b, mitochondrial-like. Gene Ontology annotation, biological process: proton motive force-driven ATP synthesis. Gene Ontology annotation, molecular function: proton transmembrane transporter activity. The coding region runs from base 256 to 990 and encodes 244 amino acids. The transcript has a single exon. NCBI's taxonomy places the organism in Eukaryota, Metazoa, Arthropoda, Insecta, Diptera, Calliphoridae. The record is from RefSeq and is a predicted model, not a curated record.
AAUAUAUAUUUAAAAAAAUGUAUUCAAACUAAUCAAUAUGACAAGCGGCACCAAAAUAAAUGUUCAACUCAAUUCAAUUGAAAAUAAAUGAGUCAAUCAUUGGAAUUUUGUUUAAAUUAAAAAUUAUUUGAAGAAUCUUGUUGCUGCACAAUCAACAUCUGUUUUCAAUUGACUUUUAUAAUUAAAAAAUUACAUAUAUUUGGAAUUGUUUUGUUAAGUUUAAGUUUUUUAUUUUUUUUAUAAGCAAAACAAUAAAUGCCUCCUUUUAAACCGAUUUCUAUUAUAACUUCUCAAUAUCUGCGUAAAAUGGGUGUACCACAGGCUAUUCCCAUAGGCACGGGUUAUACUCAUUACUGUGAUUGUGGCACUAAACGUCGCAUAUAUCCCGAUAAAGUACGUUUAGGUUUUAUACCUGACAACUGGUUUCAAUUCUUCUAUCCUAAAACGGGUAAAACAGGACCCUAUAUAUUUGGUCUCGGACUACUGAAUUAUCUAUUCUCCAAAGAAAUCUAUGUUUGUGAGCAUGAAUUCUAUACGGGUCUCUCAUUGGGCAUAAUGUGUGUGGUGGCGGUAAAAAAAUUGGGUCCAAAAUUUGCACAAUAUUGUGAUAAAGAAAUUGAAAAAUUCGAAUCAAAUUGGAAGAAACAACAUGAAGCCGAACUUAAAGCUUUGCAAGACCUAAUUGAUUGUGAAGAACUAGAACAGUGGAGAGCAGAAGGUAGCUUAUUGCUAAUGGAGGCCAAAAAGGAAAAUAUUGAAUUACAAUUAGAGGCAGCUUAUAGAGAAGCUAUUAUGCAGGUUUAUAAAGAUGUUAAAAAUCGUUUAGACUACCAAGUGGCUUGUCGUAAUGUUGAGCAGCGUAUAAAUCAUAAACAUAUGGUGUCGUGGCUUGUAAAGGAGGUCGCUAAGGAAUUGCCAGAAAAUGUGGAUAAAAACUUGUUGACGAAACAUAAAGAAGAUUUAAGUGCUUUGGCGUUAAGGGUUAAAUAGAAAUAUCUGGUGUUCGGUUGUAGAUUGUUGAAAUUUCCAUAUUUUCCAAAUGCAUCAUAUCAAUAUAUUCUAUAAAGUAUUUUUUAUAUUAAUAAAAUCUAUAUUUCUAACAUAAGUACGAAUUUGGCUUGUAGGCUU